Neurospora tetraspora is the source of this 348-nucleotide messenger RNA. RefSeq lists its product as uncharacterized. The record is from RefSeq and is a predicted model, not a curated record. Lineage: Eukaryota; Fungi; Ascomycota; Sordariomycetes; Sordariales; Sordariaceae. The transcript is spliced from 6 exons. Bases 1 to 348 code for a protein of 115 amino acids.
AUGUAUCUAUCUAUUCGGGAUACUCUGGGGCGUAUUGGGGGGUCCGAUGAGGUCUGGGAAGUUAGAAGUAAAGUAAAAGGGUAUAAAAAGGGAUUUCUAUUACGCCGGGUUACUAGAGAAACUAUUACGCUGGUCAAGUCUAUCGAAUUAUUAAGAGAAGAAAGGAAGCUUUUUUUCGUAACGCCCGAAGUAAGAGAAGUCUUGUUGGAAGUCCGUGCCCUGGGCCGCCCAUUCACCGGCUUUGCCCAUUCACUGGGCCGUUCCAUUACCGGCACUCCCUUCCAGCCGGGCGAACCGGGCGAAUUAGAACCCGAUAGGGGGCCGCUAGGGAAGUUAGGCGGCCGUUAA